Aspergillus tanneri is the source of this 363-nucleotide messenger RNA. Its product is annotated as membrane magnesium transporter family protein. Gene Ontology annotation, biological process: protein folding in endoplasmic reticulum. The coding region runs from base 1 to 363 and encodes 120 amino acids. The transcript is spliced from 3 exons. The record is from RefSeq and is a predicted model, not a curated record. NCBI's taxonomy places the organism in Eukaryota, Fungi, Ascomycota, Eurotiomycetes, Eurotiales, Aspergillaceae. Gene Ontology annotation, cellular component: EMC complex.
AUGGGGUACAUAUCAAGACUGACCACGUUCUUCGGACUCGUCCUGCUUGCCCACGCUGGCUACUCAGCCCAUGAACACACCGUUUUAUACAGUAAUGCUCGUCUCUCAUCUGCCUCGAGCGCCCUCCCCCUUGACAUUGUCAUCGAAGCCCUAGUAUCCCUGGUGAUUGUCUCGGUGGGUCUGGUAUUGGGAGCUCCCAAGCUCAAGCCCAUCAGCUGGAGCGAAUGGGCCGGUCAGAUCGAACGGGAAGGUGGAGUUAGGAAUCCCUACCGGAUGCUGGAGGAGCGGUAUAGUUUUUGGGAUGUGCGGGCUAAGAGGAAGGAGUUUGCGGAUUGGGCGAAGGGGGAGAUUCCCAAGAAGUAG